AUGGUUUACCAGUGGACGCAGCACAAAGAUGUGUGCUACAAGCUCUAUAUCGAGGAGCGAAAGUCGCUGGAGGAGAUCAUGCAGCACAUGCGUGAUAACUACAACUUCAAUCCCUCCAAGCGUGCUUUUCAACAGCAGUUCCGAAGAUGGGGUUUCCCUUCGAAGCAAAACCCUGCCCACCGCAAUGCAGAACUUGUCGAACGCGUGAAGGAGCUGUGGGAGGCCAACUAUACUCAGCGAGAAAUGCUCAAGACUCUCAAUGAAGAAGGCUACGAGAUCAAAGAGCGUGAGCUGAUGCGGCUGCGAGCGAAGAACCGCUGGCUCCUGCGCAUUCCCAACGGCAUGAAGACACACAGCCUUCCUACCGAGGAUCUAUCCGAUUUCCAGAAUCAAAUUCUCGACGCCGCCGAAGUACCAACCGUCAUUGCACAUGUGGAUGACGCCAGGUCGCCAACAGAUGACAAUGUCACCAAAGAGGAUCUGGAUGAAAUCUUGCGCAAGAGAAAGGAACUUCACGACCAGCGUAAAGCUGAAAGUGAUGAGAAGUGGGCGAAUAAAAAGCGUCGUCGUCGUACCAAAGGCUAUGCCGGUCUUGCUGCCGACCCGCCAGGUCCUCCGCGAUUUCCUUCCGAGACCACCCUCGACGAAAGCAAGGUGUUUCUCGGUCUGGACAACAAACAAUAUCGCGCAAUGAGAGACCAGUUUCAAGCCAUGUGCGAGGAGGAGAGCUUAUUCAAGAAGACUCUCGCCGGUGCAGAGAAGUGGCAGGAUAUCAAAACUCGUCUCAUCCAGAACAAUGAGCAGCUACAGCAAGCCUUCUGGAACGACAAGACCAAUCUGCAAUCGAAAGAGCUUGCACUGGAUGUCGUCUGCACAGAUGUCACCAAGCGGAUUCGCUCCGUUGGUCGCCGCAUGACCAUUGCAGAGGCCAAGAAUGUGCUCGGCAUCAACCCAGAGCAGAGCCGCCAGAUUCGGAACGCCUUCUACGCUACCUUGCAAGCCGACAAAUUCACCAGCAAGCUCGAGACAGGUGCAGAACACUGGCAGGAACUGAAAGACCAGUGGGUUACCGAAAGCCCUGUUCUGCAAAAUGUGUUUGUCCAGGGUGAAGCCGAUCCUCAGUUCCAGGAGAAACAGAAAGCUCUGGAAGCAUUGUGUCGAGAUGUCAUGAAGCGUCUGCGCGAUGAUCAGGCCAAAGGAGGCAGUCGUUGGGUGGCUCCCACAACCACUACUGAUGUCAACGUCGAGACUCAGUCCGCCAAAGCGGCACGGGCGGCACAAGCUGCAACCGAGCUGGCGGCUGUUCAGCCUGUGCCUGAGCAGAAUGGUAGUGCAUAUCAGUUCGCUUCUACAGCUGAAGACUUGUCCGAUUUGCAGAUCGACCCCAGUCUUCUCGAAGCUGCCGACAACUUUGCAACUGCGCCAGCUAUCAAUCCUACCGCGGUCUAUAUCCGUCCCCAUCCCACGUCGCAGGUCCACAGCGCAGAUAAGGUCUGGCUUCAAACCUUGACAUCGAGAUCGGUUGAAGAACUUCGUCGGCUGCUGGAGCGGAAAUGGCCCAACGCGGUCGUCAGUCGCAUUGAUGGCGUGGAGAGGGGUGCAGAUGGCCAGGAGAUCUCAUAUCUCAUCGAAGAGGAUGACGAACUCGAUGCAUAUCUCGAUCACGUCAACGGUCGCAAGGCUACGGUCGUCGUGCAGCUCAACCGACCAACCUCGCUCUAG
This is a messenger RNA of Cyphellophora europaea CBS 101466, 1722 nucleotides long. RefSeq lists its product as uncharacterized. The transcript is spliced from 3 exons. The record is from RefSeq and is a predicted model, not a curated record. The coding region runs from base 1 to 1722 and encodes 573 amino acids. Lineage: Eukaryota; Fungi; Ascomycota; Eurotiomycetes; Chaetothyriales; Cyphellophoraceae.